This is a messenger RNA of Coregonus clupeaformis (lake whitefish), 7163 nucleotides long. RefSeq names its product phosphatidylinositol 4,5-bisphosphate 3-kinase catalytic subunit alpha isoform. Gene Ontology annotation, molecular function: 1-phosphatidylinositol-3-kinase activity; 1-phosphatidylinositol-4-phosphate 3-kinase activity. Gene Ontology annotation, biological process: phosphatidylinositol-mediated signaling; phosphatidylinositol 3-kinase/protein kinase B signal transduction; phosphatidylinositol-3-phosphate biosynthetic process. Lineage: Eukaryota; Metazoa; Chordata; Actinopteri; Salmoniformes; Salmonidae. The record is from RefSeq and is a predicted model, not a curated record. Gene Ontology annotation, cellular component: plasma membrane; phosphatidylinositol 3-kinase complex, class IB; phosphatidylinositol 3-kinase complex, class IA. The transcript is spliced from 21 exons. The coding region runs from base 588 to 3794 and encodes 1068 amino acids.
GUGGGCUGUAGGUCAGGGUUUUGUUGAAGUCCACCAACUCCUGUUGGCUACCAUUAAUGCAUUUUUGCUUGAAUUUUGUUGCAAUGCUGUCAGAAUUGAACAGUUAUGUUUCAGGAGUGUGUUUUCUUACAGUUUUUUUUCUUACACGUUUAAACAGUAUGUGAAAUGUAUAAAAUGCUGUUGGUGAAAUGGCAUAAAUUGUUUGAAUAGAACAACAAAGAACAUUCUAUGCAUCAUGUCUUCGAGGUCAAAGCCCGAUGCUACGGGCGUCUAUGUAUGGGGCGGUACUAACGAGAAGCCAGGCAGCUAGCUUUGGCUAAACGUACACUAGCUGACCGGCGGCUUGUGAGCCAUCAAAAUGCAGUGUUUUUCGCUAUUGGGCUGGACAUCACACCAUGGAAUGGAAUGAACUUAUUCCUUGGGAAAACUAUAUAUUAUAGCCAACGACGUCUUUGUAGAGAUAUCGGACUGCCCCGAGACUUGGAUGGAGUAGCAAGCAAGCGCUACGACUGAGUAGGUCUAGAAAGGUUGGUCGACCCGACUCAUCGUAAUUAUUAGCAUAGUGAGGAGCAGCCGAGCCGACUACCAUGCCUCCCAGACCGUCUUCGGGGGAACUAUGGGGCAUGCACUUGAUGCCCCCGAGCAUCCUGGUGGACUGCCUUCUCCCCAAUGGGAUGAUUGUGACAUUGGAGUGCACACGCGAGGCCACACUCAUCUCGGUCAAACACGAACUCUUUAAAGAGGCCAGGAAGUAUCCUCUCCACCACCUCCUACAGGAGGAGACCUCCUACAUCUUUGUCAGCGUUACCCAAGAGGCUGAGAGAGAGGAGUUCUACGAUGAGACUAGGAGACUGUGCGACCUCAGGCUUUUUCAGGCCUUCCUGAAAGUCAUCGAACCAGUGGGCAACAGAGAGGAGAAAAUACUCAACCGAGAAAUUGGUUUUGCAAUAGGAAUGCCUAUAUGCGAGUUUGACCUGGUCAAGGACUCGGAAGUGCAGGACUUUAGAAGGAACAUAUUGAAUGUCUGCAAGGAGUCUGUGGACCUCCGAGACACUAACGGACCCAUCAGUAGAGCGUUGUACGUCUACCCUCCCAAUGUAGAGUCGUCAGUAGAACUGCCCAAGCACAUCUUCAAUAAGCUUGACAAAGGUCAAAUCAUAGUGGUCAUCUGGGUCAUUGUGUCGCCGAGCAAUGACAAGCAGAAAUACACCCUGAAGAUCAAUCACGACUGCGUGCCGGAGCAUGUGAUUGCAGAGGCCAUCCGUAAAAAGACGCGUAGCAUGCUGCUGUCCCACGAGCAACUCAAGAUGUGUGUGCAGGAGUAUCAGGGAAAGUACAUCCUCAAGGUGUGCGGCUGUGACGAGUACCUGCUGGAGAAGUACCCCCUUAGCCAGUACAAGUAUGUGAGGAGUUGCAUCAUGCUAGGGCGCAUGCCCAACCUCAUGCUAAUGGCCAAGGACAGCCUUUACUCCCAGCUGCCUAUCGACACCUUUACCAUGCCCUCGUACGCCCGACGCAUCUCCACGGCAACGCCCUACAUGAAUGGCGAGACGGCCACCAAGUCCCUGUGGACUAUCAACGGCACGCUGAGGAUCAGGAUACUGUGCGCAACCUAUGUCAACGUCAACAUCAGGGACAUUGACAAGAUCUACGUCCGGACUGGGAUCUACCACGGUGGGGAGCAGCUGUGUGACAACGUGAACACUCAGCGCGUGCCAUGUUCAAACCCCAGGUGGAACGAGUGGCUGAACUAUGACAUGUACAUUCCAGACAUCCCCCGCGCCGCCCGCCUCUGUCUGUCCAUCUGCUCUGUGAAAGGGAGGAAGGGGGCUAAAGAGGAGCACUGUCCGCUAGCCUGGGGAAACAUCAACCUGUUUGACUACACCCACACGCUGGUGGCCGGGAAGAUGGCCCUCAACCUGUGGCCCGUGCCCCAUGGCCUGGAAGACCUGCUCAAUGCCAUCGGAGUCACUGGCUCCAAUCCAAACAAGGAAACCCCUUGCCUGGAGUUGGAGUUUGACCACUUCAGUAACCCGGUCAAGUUCCCCGACAUGCCGGCCAUCGAGGAGCACGCCAACUGGAACAUAUCCCGGGAGCUGGGUUUCAACUACUGCCACACCGGUUUGAGUAACAGACUGGCGAGGGACAACCCCCUGACGGACAGUGACAACGAACAGCUGCGCCUGGUCUGUAACAGAGACCCACUGUCUGAAAUCACUGAGCAGGAGAAGGACUUCCUGUGGAGGCACAGACAUUACUGUGUCACUAUCCCAGAGAUACUUCCCAAGAUUCUCCUGGCAGUGAAAUGGAACUCCAGAGAUGAGGUUGCACAGAUGUAUUGCCUUCUGAAGGACUGGCCAGCCAUAAAGCCAGAACAAGCCAUGGAGUUGCUGGACUGCAACUUCCCCGACCCAAUGAUUCGAGACUUUGCCGUGAAGUGCCUUGAGAAAUACCUAACAGACGACAGACUCUCUCAAUACCUCAUCCAGCUGGUCCAGGUACUGAAGUACGAACAGUACCUCGACAACCCGCUGGCCCGCUUCCUGCUGAAGAAGGCUUUGACCAAUCAGCGAAUAGGACAUUUCUUCUUUUGGCAUCUCAAGUCUGAGAUGCACAACAAGACUGUGAGCCAGCGGUUCGGCCUGCUGCUGGAGUCCUACUGCCGGGCCUGUGGCAUGUACCUGAAGCAUCUGAGCAGACAGGUGGAGGCCAUGGAGAAACUCAUCAACCUCACCGACCUCCUCAAGCAGGAGAAGAAGGACGAGGCCCAGAAGGUUCAGAUGAAGUUCCUGGUGGAGCAGAUGAAGAGGCCUGACUACAUGGAUGCCCUACAGAGUUUUACCUCUCCACUCAACCCAGCGCACCAGCUGGGAAACCUCCGCCUGGAAGAGUGCCGGAUGAUGUCAUCGGCCAAGCGGCCCCUGUGGCUCAAUUGGGAGAACCCUGACAUGAUGUCAGAGCUGCUCUUCCAGAGCAACGAGAUCAUCUUCAAAAACGGAGACGAUCUGAGGCAGGACAUGCUGACUUUGCAGAUCAUUAGGAUAAUGGAGAACAUCUGGCAGAACCAGGGCCUUGAUCUCAGGAUGCUGCCGUACGGCUGCUUGUCCAUCGGCGACUGCGUGGGCCUGAUAGAGGUGGUGAGGAACUCCCACACCAUCAUGCAGAUCCAGUGUAAAGGAGGCCUGAAGGGGGCGCUGCAGUUCAACAGCCACACGCUGCACCAGUGGCUCAAGGACAAGAACAGGGGGGAGAUGUACGACCAGGCCAUUGACUUGUUCACACGGUCGUGUGCGGGCUACUGCGUCGCUACCUUCAUCCUGGGGAUCGGUGACCGACACAACAGCAACAUCAUGGUCAAAGAUGAUGGACAGCUAUUCCACAUAGACUUUGGCCAUUUCCUGGAUCACAAGAAGAAGAAGUUUGGCUACAAGCGAGAGCGGGUGCCCUUUGUCUUGACACAGGACUUCUUAAUCGUCAUCAGUAAAGGAACCCAGGAGUGCACCAAAACCAGGGAGUUUGAGAGGUUCCAGGAGAUGUGCUACAAGGCCUACCUGGCCAUCCGGCAGCACGCCAACCUCUUCAUCAACCUGUUCUCCAUGAUGCUGGGCUCGGGGAUGCCCGAACUGCAGUCCUUUGAUGACAUCGCUUACAUCCGCAAAACCCUAGCCCUGGACAAGACGGAGCAGGAGGCCCUGGACUACUUCAUGAAGCAGAUGAACGACGCCCACCAUGGCGGCUGGACCACCAAGAUGGACUGGAUCUUCCACACCAUCCGCCAGCACGCCAUGAACUGAGAGGGGCCAUCUGCCCAGAGAGUAGCAGCAAUGCAGAGGCGACAAGGGCGGAUCUCUACACCAUCCGCCUGGACUGUGUGUCAACGGAGAGACUAGAGCGGAUCUCUACACCAUCCAUCUGGACUGUGUGUCAACGGAGAGACUAGAGCGGAUCUCUACACCAUCCGCCCGGACUGUGUGUCAACGGAGAGACUAGAGCGGAUCUCUACACCAUCCGCCCGGACUGUGUGUCAACGGAGAGACUAGAGCGGAUCUCUACACCAUCCGCCCGGACUGUGUGUCAACGGAGAGACUAGAGCGGAUCUCUACACCAUCCAUCUGGACUGUGUGUCAACGGAGAGACUAGAGCGGAUCUCUACACCAUCUGCCAGCUAAGCACGCCAUGAGCUGAGAUGGCAGAGCGGACAAUACUAGCGUCCACGGAUGGAGCUAUGAACGGAUAGAGCCAUUGGAUGAAUCGGAUGAAUGGAGAGGCUAGAAUGGAUCGCUACAUCAUCUGCUAACUUCUUCUGAGCUCUGAGGGAGAUGCAGAUCUGUACACCAUCCACUACGUGGUGCCAAACUGGAUGUUAGGGAUGCAUCGAUAGGGAAAUUACAGGCUGAUGCGAUAAUCAUAUUUUCUGGACAUUAUGUUUCCCAUAUUGGUAUUCCAAUUUGGCCACAGUUUUCUCCUUGUAAAAUUAGGGGAACAACCACGAUUACAAACAACCGUUUUGUUAAAAGUUAUGUCAUUUUUAAGAUGAAAGCGAUCUAUAGUAUUAUCAGCCGAUAACGAUAUGAUGGUCGAUAUAUAGCAUUGUCAGCCAAUAUUGAUCUGGGUCAUCCCUAUAUAAUGUCCCCUAUUCAUCAGUUUACUAUGAACAGAGAGCAGAGUGGAUCUCUAGCCUCUACAUCCUGCUAACACGCCAGGAUACCGUGAAGACCUGCCCAGGGUCAUGUCCUGCUAACACGCCAGGAUACCGUGAAGACCUGCCCAGGGUCAUGUCCUGCUAACACGCCAGGAUACCGUAAAGACCUGCCCAGGGUCAUGUCCUGCUAACACGCCAGGAUACCGUGAAGACCUGCCCAGGGUCAUGUCCUGCUAACACGCCAGGAUACCGUGAAGACCUGCCCAGGGUCAUAUGCUGCUAACACGCCAGGAUACCGUGAAGACCUGCCCAGGGUCAUGUCCUGCUGACACGCCAGGAUACCAUGAAGACCUGCCCAGGGUCAUGUGCUGCUAACACGCCAGGAUACCGUGAAGGCCUGCCCAUGGCACGCAACGGAAAAUGGUUUGACACGGAAAUUAAAAUAAGUGUUUCUUAUUGGACAAAUCCUGGCAGUCUCUUCCUGUUUCAAUCAUGUUUUCUUCCUCUUGGUGCCCAUUGAACACGACCCAGAAUACCACCAGCUUUGUUAAUUCCCAGUGAUGGAUGGUUGACAGACACUAGGAUGUCCGUUCGUCUGCUGUCAACUCUAAGACUAGCGAACAGAACUCUCUGACAAAUCAUGUUUGAUCUCAAAUGACGAUUACACAAAUCUUGUGUGUCCCCUCAGAUGGAAACGGUUUUGUGACCUCAAAUUUUGAGAUUUUGUACAGAAGUAUCCCAAUGGUGUUGAAUGCAAACUGUACACACAUUAUUCCUUUUUAGUCUUUAUUUUCUUCUGAGCCAAAGUACUAUAUAGAUAUAUCUCCCACUACAUCUUACUUAUCAGUCUUAGCGUAUGAAAGAGUCACUACUAUUCCAAUCCUUGUGUAUCUUCUUUGUAGCACUGAUCUCUACAGUAUUUGUUUGUUUGUCUAUCAGUAUUAUGAUGCGUGUGCAGCGUUCUGCCGCAAAAUGGCUGCCGUCCAGCACCCAGUUGGAUGCAACACAGAAGUUUACGAUGACCGACAGAAAAAUAACUGUAAAUUCAUCUUGUUACUGUAAAUUCAUUGAAUUCAUCCUCUUCCUUUGUUGUUUUUUCGGGUGUAUAUAUAUUUUUUAUAAUGGAAAGGGGGCAAAAUGGAUGUGCGGUGUUAUAGUAGGCUGUGCUAUUACACUAUGCAAUUUGUGAUCUUUAUGUACUAUACUGCAAAGACUUGUACUGAUGUCAAGGCAAAGGAGAGUCGAGAUGGGAGUAUCUAAUCAUAUACACAGCAUUAAAGGUGUCCAGCAACUGUACAGACAAGACAGUACACAGAAGACGAAUGCACAAUUAUGCACUGACGGUAUCACCGAUUUCUUCCCUAACAGGUCAGAAAACUAUCAGUGAAAGAUCUAACCAGACAUUUUUAGGAAGCGUUUGGAACCACCGUAGAUAGUUUUUCAACUGUGAAUUGGAAUUUGCUUCAGCCUAUUCUUUUCAGAAUUCAAGUAUGUAUAGAUUAGACCCUAUUCCAGACUUCCCCAGCGUUCUGUCAUAUGAACUCACUAUUCAGUAAAGUUGUUAAAGAUCAAUAAAAUAAAAGUGUAACGGGUGAAUUUGUGGUUUUGCCUUCCCUGACAACUGCCCUUUUUUUAAAGUGUGCAUAGAGAUACUUUAUUAGUCAGUUGUAUGCCAGCUUUACCAAAUGACUUGAUGUGUGUGUUUCUGUACAGGUUACAGACGGUUGGGCAGGUCCCGUUCAAAACAAGACAACUACAGUAACCAUAUUGCAUACAAUGCAAGAGCUAUCAUAGAACAUUUUUCAUUUCAUUUUCGCUGUGGUUAAACGUCAUCCUUUUCUUUCACUGCAUAUGCAUGAGGUCCCUGAAUAUCCUUUGUUCAACCUAGUGUUGUUUACUUGAAGUUCAUGUUAAAUGACCUUUUGUUACUUGUGAGGUACAAUAAUGUCACACCAUGAAGAUAACCAAUGCUAUCCUGGGGCCAGGGCAAAAUGUCUGGCCCCCAUGAACUAUGUGUGCAAAUCGCUUUCUUUGAAUAACUCUACAGAGGUAAUAUAUUUUUGUAUUCUAAAUGUAGACUAACUCAAAAUAUAAUCACUAAACAAAAAAUAAAAGUGGAAUUAUGCAUAAUGCAUCGUUUUACACCCCAGUAGACAGCUUGUAGUUAUUACAAUUAUAUGAGAAACUAGUGAUGAAGGACAAGAGUUUGGUAAGGAGGAGAAUGUAUUGAGUGGAGUUUCGCUGAAGGUCUGCUGCUCUGGCUCUGAGUGCAGUGUAAAAGCACAACGAUGAAAAGCUAUCCUGCAUGUUUUCAAACCCAAUAUUCAGAAGUUAUCUAUUCAUCCCUGUAAAUAUUGUUUGACCUGUAGUAUGCACUCAUUACUCUUUCAUACUAAUUAAUGUACUAUGUCUGGAUAGAACCCUGUAUUCAUUCACUCAUUGUACUGUUUGCUAAAAAAAAAAAAAAAAAAUCUCUGUAAAUCCAGAUAUUUUGAGAACCAAUAAAUUUCAGUUCUAAUGA